Dermacentor silvarum is the source of this 1427-nucleotide messenger RNA. RefSeq lists its product as uncharacterized. Lineage: Eukaryota; Metazoa; Arthropoda; Arachnida; Ixodida; Ixodidae. The transcript has 3 exons. Bases 807 to 1298 code for a protein of 163 amino acids. The record is from RefSeq and is a predicted model, not a curated record.
UUUCGCUUUCGAUUUGCGUUUUGACCGCGUACGUUCGUAUUUUGAUAAGAUAUACGCAAGGUAGCUUGCAAGUAGCAUCCCCUUUAAGUUUGAGGAGAAGUACGGUUGUUCGCUUUAUAGUUCUGACGACAGACAGGGUAGUCUUUUACAGUUUCUUUGUAGCUGUGGUCCUGCGUCACUGCGUAGUCCUUGUAAUCCUGCGUCGCAGAAGUGCAACCUGUCGCGAAACGGAACGCUCGCUUUAUCUUAGUUUUAAGAUAUCGGCGCACCUCAUCUGAUUUCUAGUGACCUGUUGUAUCUGCUCUAUACAUUCGCAGAAGCGGAAAUUAAGUUCUGCGGCACCCAUACGCAAGGUAUGUCGAACGAAAUCAACAUAGACAACUGGGACGCCGUCAACUGGGACGCGAUAAGUACGAUGUGGAUUGACCUCGAAGAGCUCUUGCUGCUUCAGCAGAGGGACGCUGAUUACAAGAGGGAAGUCGACAGCUUGGAACGCAAGAAAUUUCGCUUGGAAGCGCGGUUGAGGGCCGUCAACCUCAAGGUCGAGCAACUUCGAAGAGACUCCGCUCGACAGGAAUCGGCCAUCUUGCGAGACCUGGAACACGAAGCCAAUUCGCUGAUGCAAGAAGUGUCCAAGGCUAAGGAAGAGGCCCGUGCGCUGGAACUGCAGUGCUCGCAAGUCGAAGCGAAGUGCGACGCGCUGGAAAAACAGAACGCCGAACUGGGGAGGACAGCGGCUGGACCUGGAGAGGAGAGUCGAAGAGCUGAAGUUGCAGGACUCCAAUGGCGUCGCCGAAGGAUUCAAGAUGAGAAAGCUGUUGCAGGAACUUCGCUUUGAGGUCGCCCAGCUGGAGCAAGAGCAGCGCGAGCUGUGUGAAGCAGAGCGCCAGUCCAGGGCCCGCGUGGACUCGCUGCUCACCGAGGAGCGUCAGCGCACCGAGAUCAGGCGUCAACUCGAUGCCCACAACGACGAGCUAAAGCUGGCGCUGAUUCAAGCCAGGGCCCGGUCGGCCUGCGGUCCACCACCGGGUCGUCGCCAAGCCAGUCGAUCUGCCAAUGACAGUGGCGCCACCACAAAAGAAGCAGACUUCCGCGUGGCCGGCGUUGACGGCGGCGCCUCGCGGCAGUUACGUCAGCAGCUGGAGCAGACACAUCAGCAGCUGUGGGACCAGAUCGUCAGGGCACGCGACGCGUUCGCUGACCUGCUGAAGAAAGUCGGCUGCCGUGACGCCAGGAAUGCAGCAGUGCAGACAGACCCGGAACCGAACGAGAACCAUUCUGAGCGGCUCGCACCUUAAUUUGAACCUUUAUUUAACCAUUAGCAGUGGCAGUGCAGGGCGCCACUGCCACUGCUGGUUCUCAAAUAAAACGUAUAUACGCAUUGUUAUUUUGAAACUGAAAGCUUUCUUGUUUAAAGGGAUAUAAUA